This is a messenger RNA of Prorocentrum cordatum, 1410 nucleotides long. The record is from the annotation of a GenBank genome assembly. Lineage: Eukaryota; Dinophyceae; Prorocentrales; Prorocentraceae.
GGGCUGCGGUUCAUCUUCGCGCCGUUCGGCGGCCUCGCCUCCGUGAGCCUGGAGGAGGAACGGCUCCCCGGAGACGGCCCCGACGCUCCCGUCACCCGGCUCGGGUACGUGAAGCUGCGGAACGAGGCGGCCAUGGAGAAGGCCGUCGCCAAUCUGCACCAGACCAGGGUCGGCGACGGCGACCUCGUCGAGGAAUGCAUCGUGGAAUGCCGCCAGUGGCACCCGCGAGGCUGGUCCGACGGCUCCUUCCUGUCCUCGUUCUUCGUCGACCAGCUGCCGAUGAGCCGGAGGCCCACGGAGCCGCUGCCCGGCCCCGACGACGCGGAGCUGUACGUGAAGAACCUCCCGCUCCAGGACAUGGAUAGGCAGCAGCUGGUGGAGUACUUCGAGGGAUUCGGCGAAGUCGAGGACCUCUUGCUGAUCAGGGACCACUUCACCGCCGAGCCCACCGGCGAAGGGUACGUGCGCUUCAAGAACCACCGGGAUGCCCAGCGGUGCAUCGAGGCGCUGACGCCGGGUGACGGCGACGAGGUUGAUCCGAUGGACCUCACCGGCCGCUGGUCCGAGUCGGAGCGGGCCCUGCAGAAGAAGGCCAACUGCUACAGGUUCAACGUCGUGGCGGAGCUCGUCGGCGCGGACGGCUCUGGGCUCGACAGGCUGAAGAAGGAGGCCAAGUUGAAGAGCUUCUGGGUGCUGGCGGAGUGCCUGACGCAGAAGGAUCGAUUGGCACCUGCUCCAGAUGGUCGGCAGCUGCACUUCGCCGCGCGCUGCCCCGACGAGGCGAGCGCCAGGGCCUUCCGCGACCUGCUCGAGAAGACGCUGGAAGAGACGCACGCGAGAAUCUCGGAUCGCAUGGAGAAGCGCAAGAGGAAGGCGCAGGAGUUGGUCGCCGCGCCCGCCGAAAAGAAGGCGCCGGCGCAGCCGCGGUCGAGCGCGGAGGCGCCAAACGGACAGCCGCCGUGGCACGCGCCGCCGGCCGCUGGCGGAUGGCCGCAGGCCGGCAGCGGCUGGGGCGGCGGCUGGGGCGGCGCCUGGCAGGGUGCGCCUGCCACCGCUGGCUCUGGAGGCGCUGCCCCGCCGCCAGGGUAUCCUGGCUACCCUGGGCCCGGAGGCGCGCCGCCGUGGGCCGCCCCGCCGGCCCCGGCGCCAGCGCCUCCCGCGGGCGCCGCGCCCGCGGGGCCCUCGGUCUUCGAGCAGCGCGCGCAGGGUGCGGCGCAGGAGAAAGACGGCGACAAGAGACAGAGCCGGAGCCGACGAAGGAAACACCAUCGCAAGGACGGUGCCGAGAACAAAGACGUUGCCGAGAAGGAGAGGCGGCACCGCAGCGGCAGCAGGAAGCGCCGGCGGCGGCGCGGAGAGGAGCCCGCGGCGCGCAGGGGUUCAGGGGCAAGGUUGAGGCGGGCAGACUGA